AUGGGCCCCACGGUCCUCCCCGCCUCGGGCAAUCCGCUGGUGUUUUUCGACAUUACGCUUGGAGGCGAGCCCCUCGGCCGCAUCACGUUUGAGCUCUUCAACGGCGUGGUGCCGCGCACGGCCGAGAACUUCCGCCAGUUCUGCACGGGCGAGACCAAGGGCAACAACGGCCGCCCGCAGGGCUUCAAGGGCUCAAAGUUCCACCGCAUUAUCCCCAACUUCAUGUGCCAGGGUGGCGACUUUCUCAACGGCGACGGCACCGGGUCGACGUGCAUCUACGGCACCAAGUCGUUUGCCGACGAGAACUUUGACAUCAAGCACGACGAGCCGGGCCUGCUCUCCAUGGCGAACGCCGGCCCCAACACCAACGGGUCGCAGUUCUUCAUCACGACGGUGCCGACGCCGUUCCUCGACGGCAAGCACGUCGUGUUCGGCAAGGUGGUCGACGGCAUGGACGUGGUGCGCAAGAUGGAGCAGACCAAGACGGGCUACAAGGGCAAGGACGUCCCUAACAUGGACGUCGUCAUUGCCCAGUGUGGCGAGAUGUAG
Molecule: messenger RNA, 549 nt
Organism: Lasiosphaeria miniovina
Lineage: Eukaryota; Fungi; Ascomycota; Sordariomycetes; Sordariales; Lasiosphaeriaceae
Product: cyclophilin-like domain-containing protein
Exons: 5
Coding region: 1-549 (182 amino acids)
Biological process (GO): protein peptidyl-prolyl isomerization; protein folding
Cellular component (GO): intracellular membrane-bounded organelle
Molecular function (GO): peptidyl-prolyl cis-trans isomerase activity
Source: RefSeq, a predicted model, not a curated record